Guillardia theta CCMP2712 is the source of this 2247-nucleotide messenger RNA. RefSeq lists its product as hypothetical. NCBI's taxonomy places the organism in Eukaryota, Cryptophyceae, Pyrenomonadales, Geminigeraceae. The transcript has 6 exons. Gene Ontology annotation, cellular component: Golgi apparatus; membrane. Gene Ontology annotation, biological process: post-Golgi vesicle-mediated transport. The annotation marks the transcript as partial. The record is from RefSeq and is a predicted model, not a curated record. Gene Ontology annotation, molecular function: protein binding.
AAGCUGAUUCAACAUAUGCGCGCAAACAUGAAUUUAGGAAGGCUCUCCAUCCUCAGCUACUUUCUCCUCUUUUCUUGCUUGGCGAAUGGUGGCAAGAUAACUACUUCGAGGCCAUUCCUCAUUGACAGUCAGGUCACUGACAUGCAGUGGGUGAAUAGUACGUUGAAGGAUGCAAAGCCAAAUGCUAAGACAGUUUUUGUUCGAUCGGCCCGAGGCAGUAUCUAUAGAAGUGUAGAUGAUGGGAUGAAUUGGGUCAGUCAGCGAGACAAGAUGGUCUCAACUGAUGAGGAGCAAUAUCAGACUCGAAUCCAACAGAUGAUAUUCAGUCAUGCUGAUCCCAAGUACGCCGUCAUGAAAGGUUAUGGUGAAAGCAAUUGGUUCACCAAGAACCAAGGGGAAACGUAUACGAAGAGAGAGUUUGGUAUCAUGAAUGAGAUCAAAUUACACCCAAGCCAAGCUGAAUGGAUCCUUGCGAGUAAAUAUGAAGGAUCAUUUCCAGAUCGAUACCUUUCUCUUUUUCUCUCUGUUGACUUUGGUCAAAGCUGGAAAAAAAUAGUGUCAAGAGUUUUUCAAUUUGAGUGGGCAGAUCCCAAGAUCAAAGGUUUCAAUGAGAAGACCAUUUUUGCAUGCGUUCGAAAGCAGGAUGCACCGGCAAAAAAGAAUUUUGCGGAAUGGGAUCCGAAUGUGGACUUUGUGAUUUCACACGAUUUCUUCAAGAAUAGCGACAUAGUAGUACCGCACGGAAAUCGAUUUGCUUUACACCGCCCAUAUUGGUUCGUGGCAGCUAUGAAUCCGGAAGAGGAGCUAGAAGUCAAGCUUCACGUCAGUGCGGAUGGUGGCAAGAUGUUUAAGACUGCUCAGUUUCCCUAUCAGUUGUCCGAGAGGUCAUACCGUGUUGUUGAUUCCAAGGAAGGAUCCGUGUUUGUGCAAGUCUCGCAUAGCUCAAGGGACAGACAAUUUGCUAACGUUUACAUGUCUGGCCCAGAAGGAAGCUCAUACACCCUGUCCCUCAGAGCUGUUGUCAAAGACUAUCGCGGCCUAAGUGAUUUUGAACGGAUCAAUGGUGUCGACGGAGUGUAUAUAGCGAACGUCGCAGACACCAGCGUAGAGCCAGAACUGAAACUGUUCGGUGCACUUUUUGUGACAUUUGAUCUUCUUUGCCCACAGGAAGAUGGAAUGGUUCCGACGAAGACUGUGAUUUCCUAUGAUAAAGGCGCGAUGUGGAAAGAUCUGACGCCACCGACAAAUGAUCACCUUGGAAGACCGAUCGUGUGUGAUGGCUGUUCUCUUCAUCUGAAUGGAAAGACAUCGGGAUUCCUGGGUCCUGUCUACAGUUCGGUAUCUUCGACUGGGUUGAUAAUGGCCACUGGGAAUGUCGGGCAUCAUCUUCAUCGAAGGCAAGAUGAAAUCAAUACAUACUUCAGCCGUGAUGCCGGUCGAACUUGGGAGCAAAUAACCAAAGGAAGUUUUAUCUAUGAGUUCGGAGACCACGGUGCAUUGAUGAUUAUGGCAAACAACCGAGAGGCGACGAACACGGUCAGGUAUUCGUGGAAUGAAGGGCUCAACUGGACAGAUUUCAAGUUUUGGGAACAUCAUAUCGAGGUGGAAAAUAUCAUCACGGAACCCUCGGGUACCAGUCAGAUUUUCAUUUUGUAUGGCCGCCGAAACGACAAGGGAGUUUUGAUGCAGCUGAAUUUUGAGACUCUGCAUGAGAGGCGGUGUGCAGGAAUCAAUGCUCCAGGCUCUGAUGCAAGUGACUAUGAAGAAUGGACCCCUGCUGAUGCUUUGCGCUCUGGCAACUGUCUGCUCGGCAGGAAAGUGACGUACACUAGAAGGAAACGAGCUGUGCAGUGUUUCAACGGAUGGGACUACGAUCGACGGGAAUCGAAGGUCAACUGCGAAUGCACACGUGUUGACUUCGAGUGCGACUUUGGGUUUCAAAUGAAUGAGAAGAAGGAGUGUGUGCGAGUGCCAGAUAUGCCCGAAGUCGGGUUUGGAGCUCCUCAGGAUUGCAGCGGAUACUUUGUGAUCACCAAGGGCUAUCGAAGGGUUCCGGGAGACUCCUGUGUCGGCGGUUCUGUAGCAAGUGAAUUGGAACCAGUCAUCCAGAGCUGUCCUGGUUUUGGUCGAACUGGAAUGGUGAUCUUGUUCGCCAUGGUGGCUUUAGCGACUGUUUUCGCGUGGUUCACGUACAUCCGACGAAAAGAACAGGUGAUCAAUUCUCUUGCUUGUUUCUCUUCAGGCUGA